AUGAUUCUGUACAAGAUCCGAAAGUUUGCUGAACAGCAAGCAGCAAGACCGAUAUCCUUUCGAUCGAGCGACAAGUCAUCAGAUGUGCAAGCAAUGGUGCCCAAGAACUCUCACAGCUUUUCAAAUUUGGAACUACACGAAGAUGGUAGCAAAUAUUCCUCCUUCUGGAAUUCAAAGAUUGUUUGCUUUACUCGAUCGGGACGGAAGUGGUCCAUUGAGCGAGAUGAGUUCAUCGCGUGGUAUGCAAAUCACUUGGAGGCAGACAAGCAUGUAUCACCGAAAGAACGGGCCGAGGAACUUUUCAAUUCCUUUGACCUGAAUCAUUCUGGUGAAGUUACAAUUGGAAUGUUCAAACAGAAAAUGGAUAAUUUCAAAUUUGGGUUUACGAUCGAUGACUUGGAGCGAUCGCGAACGAGCUGGAUAGAGAUAGAUGAAUAA
Messenger RNA from Cylindrotheca closterium, 438 nucleotides. The record is from the annotation of a GenBank genome assembly. Lineage: Eukaryota; Bacillariophyta; Bacillariophyceae; Bacillariales; Bacillariaceae.